AUGCAUAACUCACCAAAAACUGAAAUAAUAAAAAGCAAUUUUAAUUUUUUUGGGUCAUUUUAUUCCAAGUAUGCAAAAAAAAAAAACAGUCAUAACAACAGAAAUAACAGCAAUAACAGUAGCAACAGCAGUAACAGCAAUACCAGAAAUAAUAGCAAUAACAGCAAUAAUGACAGUUAUAAUAAUGAUCUAACUACGAAUGAGAAAUCAACGGCAAAUGAAAAUUUGCAAAACAGAAAGCACCUUUUUGGAUCGAGUAAAAAAAAAGAUCUCACAAUCUAUGAUAAUGAAUUGUAUGCAGAGAAUGAUGAACAAGACUUAGACUCAAACAGCAACAACAAUAAUAAAAAUAAUAGCAGUAAUAAAAAUAAUAGAAGUAAUAAAAAUAAUAGUAAUAAAAAUAAUAGUAAUAAAAAUAAUAGUAUUAAUAAAAAUAAUAGUAAUAAAAUUAAUAGCAAUAGUAAUAAUAGCAAUAGUAAUAAUAGCAAUAGUAAUAAUAAUCAUAAUGGUAAUAGUAACAGUAACAACAACAGUAAUAGUAACAAUAAUAAUAGCAAUAGAAACUGUUAUAACUGUGUGAAAUUAUUUUAUGACAAUAAUGCACUGUUUGAAAGUGACCUAAAAAAUGGUAGCAGCUUAUUAGAUAAGAACUAUUUUACAUUAUCACGGUCAUCUAUAUUACCAGCAGAGGAAUAUUUAACUUGUUCAAGAAACCAAAAAAUGGAUGAAAGAAUAUACGACAAUGAUGAAUACAUGAAUAAUUUAAAUAACACUUUUCAUGAUACCUCAACGCAAAAUAAAAAUAUAGAUAAUGUUUCUAAUUUACUAGACUCCUUUCAUAAUUUAGAAUAUAAUGAUGAUUAUGACACCUUUGACAUAUUUGGCAUAAAUAAGCCUUUGUCAAAAAAGGAAAAUUUCACAACGUUUGGAGGUAAAGGGGGGGAAUGUACCGUUGAGUAUAAACAAGGGGAGGGAGAAAAGGGAGAAGCAAAAGAAGUGGUAAAAGAGGUGGCAAAGGAAGAGGCAAGAGAAGAAGAAGAUGGAUGGGGAAAAAGAAGAAAAAAAAAAAUAGGUCAGUCUCAAGAGAGAGAAGGAGAAGGGCAGAGAAAUGAAAUGAUAAAAGAUCCAAAAGGAGAGAAAAAAGGAAAGGAAAAACACAUAGAAGGAAAAGAAAAUAUGGAAGAGGAAGAUUUAGAAGGGAAAGAAAAAGUAGAAGAAAAAUUUGGAAAAAAUUUUGGUAAAAAAGAAAAGGAAGAAGGUAAUAUUGAAAAAGCCACAUAUGAUGAAAACAUGUUUUACUAUGAGAAAUUCUUAUUAAAAAAUUUUUUUUCGAAAAUUUCAAAAUUUAUAUCAACUAAUGAUGAAGGAGUAGGAGAGGGUGAGGGAAAGGGAGAAAAGGAAGGGAAAGGGGAAGCAGAAGGAGAAGAACAAAAAGGAAAAGAAAAUGAGGACACAUUUAUAAAUUUCAACAAUCGACAUGAAAGCCUGAAUUCGUACAAUUCUCCUUACGAGAUAAAGGAAUAUUUCGACAGUAAAAUAAUUAGCAGCAAUCGAAACUAUCACAAAAACAGAGACAACUGUGACAGCCACGACAACCAGGGAAAUCAGAAUAUGCGCAACAUUCGAAAGAUGUUAAAAAAUCCUACUGAUAGAUAUAGAAGUAGCGCAAGGGAAAGAUACGACAAAUGGGAAAACUACUCUGUUAUAACAAAUAAAUCCAAAUACGAGGCAAAUGCUAAAUAUAGGAAGAAUGAUUACUUGAUAAAUGGACAACAUGAUAGAGAUGAUAAAAAUGCCCCUCUCCAAAGAAAGAAUAUGCAAAAAGUAAAUAAUAAAAAAUAUCCAGAGGAAAGUAAAAGCGACCAGAACUCUGUUAGAAGCUAUUCAUAUAUGAAAAGUAUAGACAAAACGAAUGAAGAUUCGUUUAGCAAUUUUGGUAUCAAGAAUGUUUUACCAAGGAGCUAUCGAGUUUUACCUAAGGGAGAGGGUUACGGGGGGGUAGGAGUGGACGAUGAUAGGGGGGUUGGUAGAGGUGGCAGAGAUGUUGACAAUGACAGAGAUAUGGGUGAUGGUAUUGGAAAGAUACUGAACAAUGGUAGUCCGAGAGGUAUCCACAGUGUGAACCCAAGGAAGGAUCGAAGAAGGGGAGCUACAAACAGUUCAAAUAAAAGAGAUUAUUAUUUAGACGACCAUAUAAAUGACAAGGAAAAGUUUAGAAAACAUAUGAAAUAUUUUUCAAAUGAUAAUUAUUAUUUAAAUAAUGUAGGUACUUCUGAUAUUUGUCGUAAUAAAGAAUACAUGCAGAAAUGUUAUUCAAUGUUACACACCAUACCAAAAAUGGAAAAAGAAAAUGUAUGUGUUAGUGAUGACAAUUAUGAUAGUAAUAGUGUACCACCAUUAAAGAAAAACAAUUUAGAUAUAGAAAACUCUUUGUUCAAUGAGAAAGAUAUCAUAAGAGGUUGUGCUACUAACAGUUCUGUCAUGUUAUCAAAAAGAAAUUAUUUUCAUAACAAAUUAAAUUAUGACAAUACUGAAUCGUGUAAAAUAGGCAUUAAGAAAGGGAAGAACUGUGUUAAUUAUUCAUUUACAAAAAAUUGUAUUUUUAAUGACGAGUUAAAUAAUACUAUUAAUAAAAGCAGGCAUAAGAGAAGCCCAGAAUGUUCAGAGGAGUUUAUAUAUAAUACUGGAGGAAGUAAACACAGCAACCACUGUAUUAGCGACAUUUACCAUGAUAAUAGUCGUAACAAUAUGAGCGACAAUAAAAUAGGAGGUAGUAAAAUAAAUGGUAGUAUUAACGGAGGGGGUAGUACUGACAGUCCACAUUUAAAUAAUAUUAUGAUUAAAAAGAGAACAUUUAAAAGGAAGUGUGACGAAAUGUGCAAGAUAAGUAAGAAAUAUGACCUUUUCCAUGAUUAUAGCUUAUUUAACAGCGAUAAGCAAAUUUAUGAUUACAAUAAGGAACUAAAUAUAAUGAACGGAAGGAACUCGGAAUGCACGUGUUAUGAUUCGGGAAAUGAUAAGUUAAAGAAAAGUGUUUUUAAGAGCCUAUAUAGGGAAAAAGGUAAUCAUGAGCAUUUAUAUGAAAAUGGGGAUGUUGAUGCGGAUGUUGACGCGGAUGUUGAUGCGGAAGUUGAUGUUGAUGCGGAAGUUGAUGCGGAUGAGGAGAUAAAUGAACAAGUGAAUGAAGAUGUACCAUUUUUAUUUCCAAGUUAUAAUCGCUCUAAUAUUCCAAAAUUUCAAAAAAAUAGAAGAAAAUAUUUUAACAUUUUUAAUAACACUUCCUUUGAUUACAAUAGUGACGACAACUUGGACUACAGUGCGGACUUUAGUCUUAACCACAAUAACGACUAUGAUUGGAAGCAUUUAUUUAAUCGACGUUACAACAAAGAUCGUCGUUACCUGUAUAGCAAUGAAAUGAAGUUAAAGAGAAAUUUUUCGGACUGUAGGAAAAAUAUCGAAGAAGAACACGUACCAGUUAUGCGAAAUUUGGAAAAGACAAAAUUUAAAAAUAUGUCCCAAGGAAAAAACAAUAUUUGGAAUAAAUUUUUUAAAAAAGAGAGCAGAAAUAUUGGGAAAAAUAAUUAUGAAAAUGUUAGAAGAAAGGAUUUUUAUCAAAAUAGCUUAAUGAGUACUUAUUUUGACACAAAAUUAAAAGAUAAUAAUAUAAAUGGGAAAAAAUCAUCAAUUUUAACGGACCACAAUGUGAAUCUCUUCAAGGGUACGUUUAGGUCCUUGCCAAAUAUUAACAGUUUGAAUGAGCACAUUUGGAAUAACAAAUACAGUGGUCACAACGACAGUGCAAAUAACGACAGUGCAAAUAACGACAGUGGUCACAACGACAGUGCAAACAACGACAGUGCAAACAACGACAGUGGUCACAACGACAGUGCAAACAACGACAGUGCAAACAACGACAGUGGUCACAACGACAGUGCAAAUAACUACAGUGCAAAUAACGACAACAGUAAUAAUAAUAACACUGACGCGCAUUACUACCGCAGUAAACACAAAUCCGGGGAAUUGUUUAGCUUAAAGAAUGUGCGCGAUGAUUUCAGUUAUCAUCGCUACAACAACAUUCCGAGUUCUCCCACGGGUAUACCGUCUUCAUCAUCUUCAGCUGCUGCCGUUACCAGAAUGGGAAAUGCUACAAGUGAUUGCCAUAUGAUGAGUAGGCAGAAAGUAAGUGUAUGUAAAAAAAUAGAAAUAGUUAAAAAAAAUGAAGUAAAUUCAAAAAGAAAAUUAAUUGAUCAUUUGCGCACCAAUGUAUUAUUAAACAAAUAUUUCCAGCAGUUUAACAACUCUGUUUUUCAAAAUAAUGAUAAUAAUAUCAGCAACAGUACUGGAAGUAAUAUCGGAAAUAAUAUUAUUAGUCGUACUACCAAUAAUAUGGGCAAUCGUGUUAGCUAUCGUACUACCAAUAACGCGGGAAAUCGUAUUGGCAGUAGUGCAAGCAGUAACGCGAGCAGUAAUGCGAGCAUAAAUAAAGUUUUCAACAAUUACAAUAGUAGCAAUUAUAGUAGUAAAAAUUUUCGUGAGUCACCGUCUAAGUUUUAUGGCUUCGACAAAAUGAGUAAAAUUAGAAAUUUAAAAACGCAAAACGAAAUAAUCAAUUUUCAUGAAGUAGAAAAAAAUAAUUCAACAAUGCUGGGUUUAUUACCAUUGGAAAAAAAAAAUAGAAAAUUUUCGGAUAGGAAUAAUGUGGUCAGUUGGAGGAACUGCAAUAAUAACAAUGGCAUUAUUAGCGGAAAUAUAUGUAACGAUGGUGGAAACAUAUGUAAGGGAAAAAUGAAUGAAAAUAAAUACAUAAUUUACAAAAAAUUAAAUAAUGGAAAUAAAAACAAAAAAUUUAUGAAUAAUAUUAUCGACCUGGAUGAUUUAUAUGGAAAAAAUGGUGCACUUUAUGAACAGUCGUCAGAUUAUGAUAGAAAGAAGGAAAAAAUGAUGAAAAAUAAAAAUGCUAUAUUAAAUUUUUACAACGAAAUAGGAAAUAGGGAUAGAAGUGUUAACCCUAUAUUAUCUUUAGAAAAAAAAAAGGAUGAUCAAAUGGUUAGUUAUAUAAUAGAUGUGGAAAAAGCUUAUGAAAAUAAAUAUUUACUAUAUGAUGACGAUAAUUGCGCUAUAAACAGAAGAAACAAUUUUAAUUUAAACGGUGCUAUGAACAGUAAUAUGCGUAUUACUAUGAACAGUAGUGUAAAAAACAGUGUAAACAAUCAUAUUAAUAGUAGUAUAAACAAAUGUAUAAACAGUUGCGUAAAUAACAAUAUAAAUAGUACUAUUUGUAAUAAUAUAAAUAGUGAUAGCAUUAGCUGCGUGCAUUUGGAAAAGAGGAAAAAUGAAAAAAAAAAAUUUAACGUUGUCCAUGAUUUAAAUAGAGGAGGUAGAGGUGAACAUAUCAUGUAUAAUGACCACAAAAGGAUGAUAGAAAAUUACAAAGAGAGCACUUUUAAAGCGCAUGCGCAAAAUUUAUCAUCAACCUCCCUUAAGUACAAAAAGGUCAAUAAGUUUUACAUUCAAGAAAGGAGGAUGAACAGCAAUAUUGCACAAAGGUGCCCUAAUAAAAAUAUAAAAAAAAGUACUAUGUUUUACAAGUAUGAUAUUCACCAUAGGAAUGAUGUACGUGAUGAUAUAAGCGAUGACGAAAGUUUAAGCGGGAGUAUAAACGCGAGUGAUGACCGAAGCAGUGACGACGGCAGAGAUGGAAAAAAAUGCUUCCCACAAUAUAAGUAUCUUAAGUGUAAUGAUGCACUAGGAAAGAAGAAUACGCAUGGAAAUUUAUUGCAUUGCAGUAAAAAGAAAAUAGAAGAAAUGAGUGAUAAAGAAAAUGAGUAUUAUAUGUAUAAUAAAUAUAAUUUUUCUGCAAAAAAAAAUAAAAAUAACAAAUACAAUUACAGUUAUAAUUACAAUGAUAACACUCUUUGUAAUAAAAAUGAAUUAGAAAAAAUAUCACAAAUUGAAAAUAUUAUAUCCAAAAAAAUGAAAUUGGGAAAAAUAUCAGGAGCGCAAAGAGGGAAUAGUAAGAAGCGUACUACGUCUACUACUAAUAAUAAUAACGACGACGAUGAUGAUAGUAAUAACAAUAUUAAUAACAAUAAUGAUAACAUUAAAAGCUAUAACAGUAAUAGGAAUAGGAAUAAUUAUAAUGGUAAUAACUACAGUAAUAACUAUGGUAAUAACUACGGUAAUAAUCACAGUAAUAACUACAGUAAUAACUACAGUAAUAACUACAGUUGUGAUAACAAUAAUAAUAGUAAUAAUAACAAUGAAGAUGAUGAAAGUGACAUUUAUAACAAUAUUGAAUUUGAUCGAAUUAAAGUACAUAAUAUUCUUGCCGGUACAAUAAACCUAGAAAAUAAAGAUGAGAGUAUAAUUAAUAAUAUACUAGAAUUAGAAAGACGAAAAUAUACUAUCAAUUGUAUUAUGGAAAAAUUAAGAAGAAGAGAAAACGAUAUAGAAUAUAUUAGUGAUAUAGAAAAAGAAAUAAAAAAUAAAAUGAAUGCUAAUAUUUAUGAUUUAUAUUCAGAUAAGACAACAUAUAAUAUAUAUAACACCAAAAUGUGUGUAAACUAUUUCCUUGAGGAGAAAAUGCAUUCCCAGGAAAACAAAGAAUUUAUUAAAAAUUUUUUCGUUGAAAAAAAAAAUACAAAAAAUAUUUAUUUUAUGCAAGUAUUUAAAAAAAACAAAAAUAAAGAUAAAAAAAAUGGAAAGAAGAAAAAUCUUUGUUUUCCAAAUGGGAAAGAUCACACAAAUAAUGGAAUAGAAGAAAAUGCUAGCAGUAAGGAAAAAGCGGAGGAGGAACAAAUCGGCACAGCAAAACAGCAGCAAAAUGGCGGCAAAUCAGAUAGGCAACAAAAUAAUGGUAUAUCAGAGGAGGAAAAGUUAUCAUUAUCAGCUGCUUCCUCAUCCUGUUCCGCCGCGGUUAAUCAGCUCUUGGAGGUGGAAGGGGAAUCAUAUAAGGAAAACACAAUAGUAGGGAAAAAAGAAGCAAAAGAGGCAAAAGAACUGGGAGAAAGCGAAAAAAUUGGUGACACAGAAGAUAUUACUAGUAAUACUCGUGAAGGGAAAGAAAUAGAUGGAGGAAAAUAUAACAGUGAGAACAAAAUGAACUAUUUUAAUUAUAAAAUAAAUUUCAUAAAGCACAAAUUUUAUAUUUUUGAAAAAGACGAAAACAAAAAGGAAGAUAGUAACAACUUAAUUUCGAAUAUAAAUGACCAAGUGGAAAAAAACACAGACGAAAAUCUGGACCUCUUAGUGGAUGACAGUGUUAAUAAUUUUUCCCAAAAUGAAAAAUGCUUAAAGGAGCAAAAUGAAGAAAUAAAGGUAACAUAUACAGGGGAGGAGGAAGCGGAAUGGAAGGGAACAUGUCAGAAGGUCGAACAAGAGAGGAAACAAUUGGGGGAGGAAAUGACGAAUGUACAUAGUAAUCUUGCAAAGAUAGGACAAGGAGGGGUAGGAGAAGGAGUGAGAGAAGGUGGUAGCAAUUAUGAGGAGCUUGACUAUGAAGAUGAACAAUAUAACCUAAUUGAAGAUGUAAUAGGAAUUGAUAAAGAACUAGAUGAGAAGAAAAGGGAUACAGAUCCAAGUUCAGAAUUUGAAGAACAGGAUAUGAAUGAGGAUAUUGUAGAAGCAAAUGGGGGAAAUUUGAAAAUUUUUGGAAAAUUGAGAAAUUUGGAAAAAUUAGAAAAUAUAGAAAAUGAUAAGCAUAAAUUCGUACAUUUCCCUAUGCAAGAACACAUAUAUGCAGUAAGGAAAAAUGAAGAAAGUUAUAUUCAUAUGGGAGAUGAAGAUGAGGAGGAUGACAUUGAUGAAUAUGACGAUGAGGAUGAUGACGAGGAUGAGGAGGAAGAAGAGGAUGAGGAGGAGGAAGAGGAAGACGAAGAAGACGAAGAGAAAAACGAAAACGGAAACAAAAACGAAGAUGAUAAUGAUAAUGAAAAGGAGAUUAAAAUAAACAAAGAGACGGUAAAACAAGAAAUAGUAAAUGUGGAGGGGCAACAAAAUGGUGUUGCCGUUGAUGUUGAGGAAGGGACGAAACCCAAAGAGCAAAAGAAUAUUUUUACUGAAGAAAAACAGUUAACUGUGAAGAAGGAAUGUGAAGAAGGAAAUGAAGAUAACGUUGUAGCAAAAGGGAAAGAAGUUAAAGGUAUAGAAAAUAAUGUAUACAGUUGUAUUGACUGUGAUGAAGUGGAAAUAGAAAAGCAGGAGCAGAAGCAGGAACAGAAACAGAAAAAAAAGAACGGUGAGGACGAUAUGAAAGAAGAAGAUAAAGAACAAAAGAAGAUUGAAGAAGUUAUUGAAAUUUUUGAGGAGGAACAAAAUCAAAAAAAAGGAAAUUUCAAAAUAAAAGUUGAGGACGAAUUUGAAGAAGUAAUCGAAAAGAGGAGUUGCACAAAAUAUAAAGACAAACACACUAAUAGAAUUAAGAAUUAUUACAAUUAUGAAGAUUUAAAAAAGGAGUAUGAAGAAAAGCAAUAUAGUAACAAUACUAAUAAUAAUAGUAGAGGUAGUAUUAUACGCUGUAAAAAAGAAGAGUGUUAUGAAGAAGAUGACGAUAUAGAGGAGGUUUAUAAUAAUUAUAAACAUUUUUUUGAAAAGAAUAAUUUUAAAAAGGAUCUAAUACAUCGAAGUAAUGAUAGAAGUAGUAACAAUAAUAACAAUGGAAAUAGUAACCAGAGUAUCAGUAUUAAUAAUAAUAAUACUUUCUUCACACAGAAGGAAAGCUUCGGUAAAAAUACUACAUGUACGCCUAGCAGCUCGUUGGGAAAUAUUAACGGAAAAAAUAUAUUAAUAAAAGAUAUGCUACAUGAGAAUAAUCAAUAUGUACAUGAUUACUGUGAUAUAGAAGACAGUUUGAAGUACAAAAUGUUAGGACAAAAACAAAAAUAUAGAAUUGAAAAAAUAAAAAAAAAAAUAAAAAAAAACAAAAAGUUAACAAAAGAAGACUUUAAAGUUUUAUCCGAAUUAUUACAUCAUAAAUUUUUACUAAAUGAAAUAAAUGCAAUUGGUAAUUAUCAAGUUAGUUAUAAAAACUAUUUUGAUAUAUUAGAAUUAGAAGAAUAUAAAUUAAGGAAGGAUAUAUUAAAUAUGUAUUGUGAAUGUUUAUCCAUUGGAUUGACAACACAAGAAAAGGAAUUCUUAACUGAGUUUCAACUCCUUAUGCCUGAUGUAAAUAUCAUGGACGACAAAAAUAUAUUGUAUAUUUUGCGACACUCGAAGAAUGAAAAAAAAUGCGUCUUCAAAUAUUUUUUGGAAAAAAAGGAUAAACUGUAA
Molecule: messenger RNA, 9267 nt
Organism: Plasmodium malariae
Lineage: Eukaryota; Apicomplexa; Aconoidasida; Haemosporida; Plasmodiidae
Product: conserved Plasmodium protein, unknown function
Exons: 1
Coding region: 1-9267 (3088 amino acids)
Source: RefSeq, a predicted model, not a curated record